UCUUUACCGACUCUUCUUCUCGCAUCAGGAAUUUGUAACGUGCCAUAUUUUUACCAAUGGGUAUAUCUGGAGAACCAAAUGUCACCACGGAACAGGGCAAUUUCAAGUUUUUGAAAAUGCCAGCGGUUUAUGCCUCGGCACAUUUCAUCGGAGCUUUCUUAUCGCUGCGUUCUGCCAUUGAAGCUUCAUCCUAGGACUGGAUUGGCCGCUAAUGGUCCCAGCUGUGAGAUUUCGUUAGCUCGCGGAGACCGCAGUUGUCAUUGAUCCAUUGAAGGAGCCUACAUACAGUAACCUACAGGGAAAAAAACGGCGAGAUGAUGUGCGAGGUGAUGCCCACCAUCAGCGAGGACACGGCUCAGCGGGGCUCCCAGAGCAGCACCUCGGACCCAGACUCCCACUUUGAGCAGCUGAUGGUCAACAUGCUGGAUGAGAGAGACCGCCUGUUGGACACGCUGAGGGAGACCCAGGAGAGCCUGGGGCUGUCCCAGCAGCACCUGGAGGACGUUAUCUACGACCGGGACUCACUGCAGCGCCAGCUCAGCUCCGCCCUGCCUCAGGAGUUUGCAGCCCUGACCAAGGAGCUGAACGUGUGCAGAGAGAACCUUCUGGAGAAGGAGGAGGAGAUCUCUGAGCUCAAGGCUGAGAGGAACAACACCAGGUUGCUUCUAGAGCAUCUGGAGUGCCUGGUGUCCAGGCAUGAGCGGUCACUACGAAUGACCGUGGUCAAGCGGCAGGCCCAGUCACCCUCAGGCGUAUCCAGUGAGGUGGAGGUCCUCAAAGCGCUCAAGUCCCUGUUCGAGCACCACAAAGCUCUAGACGAGAAGGUGAGGGAGAGACUGCGGGUGUCGCUAGAGAGGGUCUCUGCAUUGGAGGAGGAGCUAACAUCAGCCAACCAGGAGAUUGUGGCCUUACGGGAGCAGAAUGCCCACAUCCAGAGGAAGGUGGCAUCAGGGGACGGGUCAGAGGACAUACUGGAGGGCGCUGAUGCCAGCCAGAAGGUACAUAGCAAGCGCCUGUCCAACGGCUCCAUGGAGUCGGCCCAUGAGGCGGGCCAGGUGGUGGAGCUGCAGGACCUGCUGGAGAAGCAGAACUAUGAGCUGGCCCAGAUGAAGGAGCGCAUGUCCUCCCUGUCGUCCCGUGUCUCCGAGGUGGAGCAGGAGCUGGACACCGCGCGCAAGGACCUCAUCAAGACAGAGGAGAUGAGUACCAAGUACCAGAGGGACAUCAAAGAGGUGAGGAGAGAGGCUAUGUGUCAGAAGGAGGACAUGGAAGAGAGGAUCGUCACUCUGGAGAAGCGGUACCUCAGCGCCCAGAGAGAGUCCACCUCCCUGCACGACAUCAGUGACAAACUGGAGAAUGAGCUGGCCAAUAAGGAAGCCUUCCUCAGACAGAUGGAGGAUAAGAACAGGCAGCUGCUGGAGCGUUUGGAGCUAGCAGAGCAGAAGCUGCAACAGACCAUGAGAAAGGCUGAGACCCUGCCAGAGGUGGAGGCUGAACUGGCCCAGAGGAUAGCAGCACUCACCAAGGCGGAGGAGCGCCACGGCAGCAUCGAGGAACGCAUGAGGCACCUGGAGGGCCAGCUGGAGGAGAAGCACCAGGAGCUGCUCAGAGCUCGGCAGAGAGAAAAGAUGAACGAGGAACACAACAAGCGCCUGUCGGACACGGUGGACAGACUUCUUACAGAGUCCAACGAACGUCUUCAGCUCCACCUGAAAGAGAGGAUGGCUGCUCUGGAAGAGAAGAACGUUUUAAUACAAGACUCGGAAGGCUACAGAAAACAGUACGAGGAUUCAAUCCAUGAAAAAACUCAUCUGGCAGAUGAGAUAGACAAGCUGAGAUCAGAGUUGGACCAGUUCCGACUGAGAACAGGCUCACUCACAGAACCCACUCUGUCACGGUAUGGGUCUCACCUGGACACGUCGGGGGAGCUCCGCUUCUCCCUGGGCUCCCUGGCUGAGACCCAGUCAGACCACUACCGGUCAGCCAAGGUCAUCCGCAGGCCCAGGAGAGGACGCAUGGGUCUCCGCAGGGACGAGAGCAAGGCUAAGUCACUGGGGGAGCACGAGUGGCGCUCUCAGCAGCUAGGCAUCCUGGGUAGCCACCCGUUUGAGAGUGAGAUGUCUGACAUGUCGGACAUUGAUGACGAUGACCGGGAGACCAUGUUCAGCUCCAUGGACCUGCUGUCCCCCGGCGGUCACUCAGACGCCCAGACCCUAGCCAUGAUGCUGCAGGAGCAGCUGGACGCCAUUAACAAAGAGAUACGACUGAUCCAGGAGGAGAAGGAGUCGACAGAGCUGCGGGCGGAGGAGAUAGAGAACCGUGUGGCCAGCGUCAGCCUGGAGGGUCUCAACCUCGCCCGUAUGCACCACCCAGGAGCCUCCAUCACCGCCUCGGCCACCGCCUCCUCCCUGGCCUCUUCCUCCCCGCCCAGCGGACACUCCACCCCCAAGCUGGACCACCGCAGCACCGCAGACAUGGAGCGCAUGGGUAUCAUGACACUGCCCAGUGAUCUGAGGAAACACAGGAGAAAGAUUGCGGCCACCGACGAUGACGGCCAGGACAAGGCUACCAUCAAGUGUGAGACGUCCCCUCCCCCCACGCCCCGGACCGUACGCAUGACCCGCACACUGCCAGCCUCCUCACACAACGAGGCCCGAGGCAUUGCUGCCAACCUGGAGGCAGAGGCCAGUGCUCUGAGCAGCGUAGCCAGCAGUCAGGACUCCAUCAACAAGCAGCCCAAGAAGAAGGGCAUCAAGUCCUCCAUCGGACGCCUGUUUGGCAAGAAGGAGAAGACCAGACUGGCACAGCUGCAUGCCCACAGGGAGGCCAUCGGGCAGAGCCAAGGAGUGUCUGAUCCAGACCUGGGUCAGGACAUGGCUGUGGGGAAGCUGGGGACUCAGGCUGAGAAAGACCGCCGGCUGAAAAAGAAAAGCGGGCACGAGCUGUUGGAAGAGGCGAGGAGGAAAGGCUUACCUUUCGCCCAAUGGGACGGCCCCACAGUGGUGGCCUGGCUAGAGUUGUGGCUGGGGAUGCCCGCCUGGUACGUGGCGGCAUGUCGUGCCAACGUGAAGAGCGGUGCCAUCAUGUCUGCCCUGUCGGACACAGAGAUCCAGAGGGAGAUCGGCAUCAGUAACCCCCUGCACCGCCUCAAACUACGCCUGGCCAUCCAGGAGAUGGUCUCCCUCACCAGUCCAUCUGCCCCGCCAACCUCCAGAACCCCGUCAGGCAAUGUAUGGGUGACCCACGAGGAAAUGGAGACCCUCGCAGCACCCUCCUCGAAAACGAGGUCCGGGGAGUCCGAGGAGGGGAGCUGGGCGCAGACUCUAGCAUAUGGUGACAUGAACCAUGAGUGGAUAGGGAACGAGUGGUUGCCCAGUCUAGGACUACCUCAGUACCGCAGCUACUUCAUGGAGUGCCUGGUGGAUGCCCGCAUGCUGGAUCACCUCACCAAGAAGGACCUCCGGGUGCAUCUCAAAAUGGUGGACAGCUUUCACAGGACGAGUUUGCAGUAUGGUAUCAUGGGUCUGAAGAAGCUCAACUAUGACAGGAAAGAGCUGGAGAGACGCAGAGAGCACAGCCAGCAUGAAAUGAGAGACGUGCUGGUGUGGAGCAACGAGCGGGUGAUUCGCUGGGUCCAGAGCAUCGGCCUAAAGGACUAUGCCAACAUCCUGCUGGAGAGCGGCGUGCACGGGGCCCUGGUCGCCCUCGACGACAACUUUGACCACACCAGCCUGGCGCUGCUCAUCCAGAUCCCCAACCAAAGCACUCAGGCACGUCAGAUUCUGGAGAGGGAAUAUAAUAACCUGCUAGCCCUGGGCACUGAGAGACGACUGGACGAGUAUGAAGAUAAUGACCUCCGGGGGCCGUCGUGGAGGAGGCAGUUCCCCCCGCGGGACGUCCACGGGAUCAGUAUGAUGCCCGGCUCGGCAGAGACCCUCCCCGCUGGCUUCCGCGUCACCACCGGCUCACACUCCCGUAGGCUACCCCCCGAAGUGCUCUAUGAGGCGCUGGAUGACAGUCCUGACGACAUGUAUUUGGACUGGUUUCAAGGUCAGAUAUACUGGAGCUAUACCAUGUGGCCUGUUGUUGGCCUGUGUGCCUUUACGCCCCCCAAAACUCCCCGGUUCCUGCUGUCCACCCUACCGUACCUCCUCUCUUCUCCAACUGUCUUCUCUCUCUACCUCUACUGCUCUGUUCCUCUGUUUCGUUCUGCCCCUGAUGCCAACUACAAGGGUGACCAUUUGUUUGUCAAGGUUGUCAGUUUGUUAUAGUAGACAUGUUGUGUGUCAAGUAAUUGUUACUCAGGUUACUGUUAUUAGUACAGUAGUUGGUAGUUGCAGCCUCUGCUGCUGCACCCUUGAAGUUAAAGCAAUGAAUCCCCUAUACAUAUGUUAGUUGAGCUACGUUAGUUGAGCUAUGUUAGUUGAGAUAUGUUAGUUGAGCUACGUUAGUUGAGCUACGUUAGUUGAGCUACGUUAGUUGAGCUACGUUAGUUGAGCUAUGUUAGUUGAGCUACGUUAGUUGAGGUACGUUAGUUGAGAUACGUUAGUUGAGCUACGUUAGUUGAGCUACGUUAGUUGAGCUAUGUUAGUUGAGCUACGUUAGUUGAGCUACGUUAGUUGAGCUACGUUAGUUGUUGAGCUACGUUAGUUGUUGAGCUACGUUAGUUGUUGAGCUACGUUAGUUGAGCUACGUUAGUUGUUGAGCUACGUUAGUUGAGAUACGUUAGUUGAGCUACGUUAGUUGAGAUACGUUAGUUGAGCUACGUUAGUUGAGCUACGUUAGUUGAGCUACGUUAGUUGAGAUACGUUAGUUGAGAUACGUUAGUUGAGCUACGUUAGUUGAGCUACGUUAGUUGAGCUACGUUAGUUGAGAUACGUUAGUUGAGCUACGUUAGUUGAGAUACGUUAGUUGAGCUACGUUAGUUGAGAUACGUUAGUUGAGCUACGUUAGUUGAGCUACGUUAGUUGAGCUAUGUUAGUUGAGCUACGUUAGUUGCCCUGUAAUAAAGAUUUAUGAUAGAAAAGAUGGAUGUUUUACAGUUGCCGGUUUGUGUCACUCCUCGCCCUGUUGUUAAAAGAGGAUGCUGGUCAAAAUGUUCACGUUUUCAAGGGGACGAGAGAUGUAUUGAAACUUGCGUCUGUGAUUGUGGCCCAGUGAGUUACAGCUGGUCUGUAGUACAGCAGGCUGCAAUAUGCCAGAACUCACUCCGGAAUUAUGGACGCAACUUCUGAUACAAGUAAGUCUGUCGCUGACAUCCGAUUGCAGGUUUUGACCAGAAUUCUUCUCUAACACUCUGUCCCCAGUGUAAUCGAGCUGCCUUCCUGUAUCUGCCUCUAUCUGUGGGCCCUGGUCUGUGGUGGUGAUGACAUUAACAGACUUGUUCCUGUACGAGGUGUGAUUCACUCAAAAUGGCCACGUGCACUCCUCCUCUGAGUGUGCGAUGCAAUGUGCCUUGGCUUUGCUAGCUGACAUUUUGACUAACCUCUUUCCCAUGUGUGGUGCGUGUGUGUGCAGUGUUGUAUCCACAGUAUGGUCUACUGUACCCCUAGCCCUUAUCAACUGGUUUAGAGUCCGUUUUGUAUGUCUCUCUCAUUUGUUUGUCCCUC
This is a messenger RNA of Salmo salar (Atlantic salmon), 5609 nucleotides long. The record is from RefSeq and is a predicted model, not a curated record. Lineage: Eukaryota; Metazoa; Chordata; Actinopteri; Salmoniformes; Salmonidae.